GGCGAGAAGGGGCCGGCCAGGGAUGCUGACUCCUGUAGGAACUGUGACUCCUGCGCUCUUGUCGGUUCCUGUCAGAUAUUUUCGUACCGACUCGCAGCUCACUGGCUCGUUUUAAUGUGGAAUUCUGUGACGAGCUGCGUGUACUCAGGCUUUCUUGAUGGACUGACUUUAUGAAACGACACUCAGGGUGGUUUUCUCCUUGGAGCCCUGAAUGACACCAGAUCAGGUGGAUUAACCCCGAGUAGUGCCGUCAGUGGAGCUGUCCUCGUGCUGUCACCCUGACCUACCGGAGGAGGGCAAAUGAGGUUGCCGUGGAGACUGGGCCUGGCUCUCCUGUUGGCCCUGACCUCCAGAGCCACGGGUCAAGACAUCCCUCUGGAAGUGGAACAGCUGCCGACCAUAACCGCUCAGACCUCAGGCUCGGUCAUUGCCUUCCCUGUAGAAGACACGUUCACCAUGAGAUGCGAGGCCAAGGGCAACCCAACACCAAAAUAUAGAUGGACGAAAGAUGGCCAGGACUUUGAUCCAUCGCAGGACUCCAGGAUAAAGACUGAAGAGGACAGCGGUGGUUUCGUGCUUCAGGGCAAAUACCUCACACUGUUCCAGGGGAGGUACCGUUGCUAUGCCUACAAUAAACUGGGCACCGCCAUGUCAGAGGAAACUCAACUCAUCGUCCCCGCUGUCCCCAAGUUCCCCAAGGAGAAGCUCAAGCCCAUCGAGGUGGUUGAGGGCCAGCCGGUGGUCCUGAAAUGCGACCCCCCAGAGGGCGUGCCCCCACGUCAGAUCUACUGGAUGUCCAUAGGUCUGCAGCACAUUGGCCAAGAUGAGAGGGUUUCCAUGGGCAUCGACGGCAACCUUUACUUCUCUAACGCCGUGGAAAAGGACAGCAGGAAAGACUACUGCUGCUUCGCCGCCUUCUCUGCAAUCAGGACCAUCGUCCAGAAAACAGCCAUGUCCAUGAUCGUCAAGAGCUUGAAACCUGAUGGUCAACUGAAUGACACUGAAGCUGGUGAAGCCAUUUCCACACCAGGCAGAAUCCCUAGUCUCCUAACGCCCCCUGGUGUUCAGUCUGAGGUACACUUGGUGAAGGGAGAGGAACUGGAGCUGGAGUGCAUAGCAGAGGGAUUCCCGACUCCCGUGGUGGAAUGGCUGAAACUGGGCGAGAAGCUGCCGAUGAGGACUAACGUGAAGAACUACGGGAAGCUCCUGACGAUACCGGGCAUGGCGGAGGAGGAUGAAGGGAAGUACGUGUGCAAGGCGAGAAACUCCGUUGGCGAGGCCGUGCACUACUUCGAUGUCCUGGUCGAGGAACCUCCAAGUUGGCUUUCGGGAGCUCCUAAAAGCCAGUUGGCUCUUAUCGGGGAAGACGUCCACAUCAAAUGCACUGCUACCGGGAAACCCAAACCAGCCAUUGUCUGGAGGAGGAAUGGCCAGCCUCUGGAUGACGCCCUUAUCACCCGCAGCCAAGUGUUUGAGGACACUAUAGUUCUCCACAACGCCAGGCCAGAAGACAGUGCUGUUUACCAGUGCGAAGCCUCCAACAGACAUGGCACCAUCCUGGCUAACGCUAACAUCAUGGUUAUGAAUAUGCCCCCUGUGAUCCUGAGCAAGGGCUACCAGGAGUACGGCGCGGUGCGGGGAGGGGACGUAGUUCUGGUCUGCACGGUGUUCGGUUCACCUCCACCAUCUAUCUCCUGGAAAAGGUUGGACACGGGAGCAGCUGUCGAGGGACGAGAGCGCUUCUCUAUUUCCCAGAACGGAUCCCUAACCAUAAACAGAGCAAAGAAAGAUGACAUUGGGGAAUAUGUGUGCCUGGCCACAAAUACCGAGGGAACAUCCGCCAUCACUGCUUCAGUGGAAGUGAAAGAACCUACUAGAAUAGUCCAGCCCCCCAAGGACUUGGAGGUUCUAUGUGGCACCAAUGCAAAACUGGAGUGCCAGGUGGAGUAUGACAUCACUCUGAUGAGGGACUAUAAAUUGGUGUGGACCAAGGAUGGGAAGAGGGUACCCGUGGCCUUCACCGAGGAGUCCAGGUACUUUGUGGAUUAUGGAACGCUGAAUAUCGUCAAUGUGAACCAGAGUGACGAGGGAAGAUACACCUGCACUGCCACGACCAGUUUAGACCAGGACACUGCCUCGGCAACAGUCACCGUGCUGGAUGUUCCUGAUGCACCGGAGGAUCUGGAGCUGUCUGAACGCAAAACCCGGAGCGUCCGUCUGACCUGGGUGCCUGGAAAUGAGCACAACAGCUCAGUGAGCGAGUUUGUUGUGGAGUACGAAGAGAACCAGUGGGUGCCUGGGAAAUGGCGACAGCUACAGAGGGUGCCCGGUAACCAGGCAACGGUGGUUCUGGAGCUCCAGGGUCACCUAAACUACCAGUUCAGGUUGUACGCCGUCAACGCCAUCGGAGAGGGGCCUCCCAGUGGGCCCACGGAGAGAUUCAAAACCUUCCCUGCAGCGCCGGAUAAGAACCCAGAAAACAUCAGAAUCCAAGGCCAUCUGCCUCACCAGAUGGACAUCAGCUGGGAUCCCCUGCUGCCAGUGGAACACAACGGUCCGGGCCUGGAGUACAAGCUGAGUUACAGGAGGCUGGGGGUGGAGGAUGGGUGGAGGGAGCACCUGGUCAAGAGGCACUCCUUCUCCGUGAAGGACACACCCACGUUCGUCCCGUACGAGAUAAAGAUCCAGAGCAGGAACAGUCAUGGCUGGGGCCCGGAACCAAAAGUGGUGACCGGGUACUCCGGGGAAGAUGUUGUCUUUUGGCAUUGUCUCCGGGAUAAUGUCUCAGUGCCGACGGCCGCCCCCAGAGAUGUGGCGGUGGAGCUGGUUAACACCACGCUGCUCAGGGUCAGCUGGAGCAGGGUUCCCCAGGCAACCGUACGAGGUCAUAUGGGGGGCUAUAAUGUUCACUGGACGAGGAGGUGGAGUCUCCUGCAGCCUGACAGACUCCAGGAGGAGAAGUAUUCCCUCUCCUUCCCAGGGAACCGAAGCCACGUCCUGGUGCCUGGCCUGAGGCCCUACUCCGAGUACCGUCUGACCGUCAACGUGUUCAACAGGAAGGGCAACGGUCCCAGCAGCGACCCUGUGACCUUCCAGACUCCAGAAGGAGUUCCUGAACAGGUGCCCAUUCUGACAGCAUCAAACGCCCAGAGUGACUGCAUCACCUUGGUGUGGGCUCCCCCUUUUCAGGCCCACGGCAUCCUGACAGGAUACCUGCUGCAGUACCAGCCCGUUAACGAGACUCUGGACGUGGGCGACCUGAGGGAGGUGAAGAUCAGCGGGUCGGACACCACCCAGUGGCUGCUCCGGGGUCUCCAGGGAGCCAGUCUGUACCGCCUCCACCUCAGCGCCUGCACCCAGGAAGGUUGUGGACCCGCGCUGUCCCAGGAGGCCAGCACCCUGACCUUAGCACAUUCAUCCCCAUCUCCAGCUGUGACCCCCACUGAGUGGAUUCCAGCCCUGUUGAACAUAAGCUCCUAUGUGAGUGACACCUUCGCAAAAAUCAGCUGGACUACCAGGGAGGAGCAACAGGACUCUCGGCUUUACGUGGCUUAUAUGAAUAAUCGGGAAGGGAGCUGGCGUCUGUCCCAGGCCGUAAACGCUUCUAAGAGUUUCCACGUAAUUGAAGGGCUGGAACCAGGGACGGUGUACACAAUUCGCCUCAUGGUCAAGAGCUUGCUCGAUAAUGCUAGUAUUUUCGAAGACGUUAUCCAGACAAGGGUCAAAGGUUCAGCAGGUCUUCAGGAUACCAUUUCCACCCAGGGCUGGUUCAUCGGGGUCAUGUGUGCAGUGGCCUUCCUCACCCUCGCCGCCCUCGCUGCCUGCUUCGUCCACAGAAACAAAGGUGGCAAAUACGCAGGUACGCCACCUCCGCCUCUGCCAGACAUGCCCUCCAGCGACCCAGUCAAGGAAAAGGAGGAUCUCAACCCAGACGAGGAGUCUCAGGGAGGAAAUGAGGACACCUGUGAAUACAGCGACAAGGAGCCUCUGAAGGGUAGCCUGCAUUCCCUGGGUGGGGGCGGGGGCAGCGAGGACAGUCUGGUGGACUACGCCGACGGGGAGGGAACCUUCGACGAGGACGGCUCCUUCAUCGGCGUGUACUCUGGGCACAAACAAAGAGGCUCCGUAGACGAGGCCGACGUCGAGGCCCCCGUCAGCACCUGAGGGCGCCUGCUCCUCUGUCACGGAUCCCCGGUCCUAACGCAGCGAGUGGCUGCGCGGGAGAAUUAAUGGCGUCAUUUGAGUGAUGCAUGGAUUUAAUAAGAGGCGUUUGGUACCUAUCAAUCACAAACCCUUUACAAAUGCAUAUUGAUUUUCCUGUUUUUUGGGGGGUUCCUCUGCACUGUGGUGUAUUUGUCAACUGUUUGGAAUGUUCAGUCUUCUUUUGUGUGUACAACUACAUCUUCACUUUGGAAUGGGUUCAAAGAAAGAACUAAACAUUUUUUUUUCAUAAUUUCUAUCCUCAAAUUCACAAAAACAAAGUGUAUAUUUUGAAUUAUUUAUCACAAUAGGACACAUAAAUAUAAUCACUGCAUAUGGCUGAUAUGCAAGACCCUAGUUCGGCAUUUCUGUUCUUUUUCACUGUUGACUGUAUAAAGGUUGUGCCUAUUUUUGUAUAUUUAAUUUUCACUGUUUAUACUGUAUGUUGCGACUUUGUACAUAUUGUUGAAAGUACAAAGAACUUUUUCCUGUUCUAUAUGUAUACAUGUAAAUGUAUACUAUCUGUAUACUUUGUGUAAAAAUCGGUUUUAUAUUAACAAUC
Molecule: messenger RNA, 4762 nt
Organism: Osmerus eperlanus (European smelt)
Lineage: Eukaryota; Metazoa; Chordata; Actinopteri; Osmeriformes; Osmeridae
Gene: chl1a
Product: cell adhesion molecule L1-like a
Exons: 30
Coding region: 301-4164 (1287 amino acids)
Biological process (GO): axon guidance; brain development; cell-cell adhesion
Cellular component (GO): axon; plasma membrane
Molecular function (GO): cell-cell adhesion mediator activity
Source: RefSeq, a predicted model, not a curated record